Aspergillus wentii DTO 134E9 is the source of this 3327-nucleotide messenger RNA. Its product is annotated as PAP/25A associated domain family. Lineage: Eukaryota; Fungi; Ascomycota; Eurotiomycetes; Eurotiales; Aspergillaceae. The transcript is spliced from 4 exons. Gene Ontology annotation, biological process: RNA 3'-end processing. Gene Ontology annotation, molecular function: nucleotidyltransferase activity. The coding region runs from base 1 to 3327 and encodes 1108 amino acids. The record is from RefSeq and is a predicted model, not a curated record.
AUGAUCUCAGACACCCAUGGGAAUGCUAAACCAUCCCCCUUUUCAGGUGAAGUCUCACCGAUAGUGUCGGAAAAGCCUUCCACCAUGACGUGGAAUCCACCCUCCGAUGCACCUGCAGAGGCUCCGAAUCGACCUCCAUUGACCUCGCAUCAAUCCAACUCUCUCCCUUCGACGCCGUACCAGCAUGCGCGCAACCUCUCCUUCCACUCCCGAUCCCCCUCUCCCCCGCACGGCAAUACUUCCCCUCGGUCCACCCACUCCGAGACGACGCAUCUCCCCCCGUCACGUAAACCGUUCGGCGUCUGUAAAUAUGAAACUGCCAUGGCCUUUUUUCGGCGACGGAUACCGUAUAGUCUCGGAACAGACCUGCUACCCGAGGAGAAGGAGGGGCUCAAAGAGCAGUUGGAGCCAGAAGAGGAGAAGAGGCUGACGGCAGACAUGAUGGAGGUAUAUGAUCGGUUAUUGCCAUCGGCGGAGAGCGAUGAUCGACGACGCCAACUCAUUUGCAAACUCGAAAAGCUCUUCAACGACCAAUGGCCAGGCCAUAAUAUAAAGGUUCACGUUUUUGGGUCUUCGGGGAACAAGCUCUGUUCAAGUGAUUCGGACGUGGAUAUCUGUAUAACUACGACAUAUAAGGAGUUGGAGCAUGUGUGUAUAUUGGCCGAUGUUCUUGCAAGGCAUGGUAUGGAACGGGUCGUUUGUGUUUCCCAUGCGAAGGUUCCCAUUGUGAAGAUCUGGGAUCCCGAGCUACGCCUGGCGUGCGACAUGAAUGUCAACAACACCCUGGCGCUCGAGAAUACCCGCAUGAUCCGGACAUAUGUCGAAAUCGACGAACGCAUGCGGCCUUUGGCUAUGAUUAUAAAGCACUGGACAAAACGGAGGAUACUCAAUGACGCUGGCUUGGGAGGCACAUUAAGCUCUUAUACGUGGAUCUGCCUGAUCAUCAAUUUCCUACAGACGAGAAGUCCUCCGAUAUUACCGAGUCUCCAGGCCCGCCCUCACAAAAAACGGUUGACCAAUGAUGGUUUGGUUUGCUCCUUCGAUGACGACCUUAAUGCAUUGUCCGGGUAUGGACGAAAAAACAAGCAGACUGUGGGUGAGCUGCUUUUUCAAUUCUUCAAAUACUAUGGUCACGACCUCAACUAUGAAAAGAAUGUCAUUUCCGUUCGAGAAGGAAGAUUGGUUUCCAAGGAAGGAAAAGGCUGGCAUUUGUUGCAAAAUAAUCGCCUCUGCGUGGAGGAACCUUUCAACACAUCUCGGAACCUGGGCAACACGGCCGACGAUACUUCGUUUAGAGGCGUUCACAUGGAAUUGCGCAGGGCGUUCAAGGCGGUUUCCCAAGGCGAUCUCACGGACUGUUGUGAACAAUACGAGUUCCCACCGGAGGAAGAGCGAACCUGGGAGAGACCCCCGCCCCAACCGCGACCCAUCAUUACCGCAGUUCCGUCGCAUUCUGCCCGAGGAGGCCGUGGGGGUGGCCGUGGUGGCCGAGGGUCAAACCAGUAUACGCGCGGUGGGCAUUCCGGUAGUCGCCGGGCGUCGAAUACGCCGAACAAGUCGAACAAUUUCCGUCACUCCAACAAUGGCAUGAGUGCUUCUGAACUUUCUUUGCAGGCGCAACAGGCGCAAUAUCUAUUACAUGAUCAUCUCUAUCAGCAGAUCCAGAUCCUGCAAGCCCAAGAACAGGAGUUGCGACUCCAACUUCAGAACCAGGCCUUAUUAACGGGAAGAUCUCCCCCGGUCCUCAUUCGCCAGCCGUUCAUACAGUUCCCGGUACCACAGCAGGAGUCCGCUAGUGAAGAGAAUUCUCGGUCGAGAUCUGGGACAGUAAAUCAGCCUUCCGGCUCGUCGUUCCGCCAACAAGUUUACUACAACCCUGCCUACCUUCCAGUCGCCGUUCCUGGUGUGCAAGGAACCAGCACAAAUCCUCCGUCACCAUCGGCAACAGCUGCUGCGCCUGAUCUGCGACGGAAUCCUCGUCGCUCUUCCGGUGCAAAUGGGUCUCCGGGAUCUCUCAGAGCGCACUCGCAGCCUGCGCGGCCGAUGAACUCUCCAAAUCUUCAGAGCUUUGCCCCACUCUACUCCGUUUCUCAACCCGUUGACGGAUCACAUGCUUCUAAGCACCAGACUGCCGGCUCUCCAGAGGGCGCGCAAAAUGAAGAGGAAAAUCCUUUUACGCCCAGCAGUCUGCCCAAUGCAUCUCGCUCUACGUUCAUGGACGAGAACCGAACUGCUGAGUACAUGGGGUACUAUCUCGCGACUACCCAGCAAUUGCAAGCCUAUCACCAAAGUGCUAUGAUGUCGCCAAUGUCUGCUCCGGUCGGACUCGCGCUGCAGAACGGUGGGAUCUUGCCAUUUGUUGGGAAUCCGCAAGAGUAUUUGUCGGCGUUGUCAUCAAAUGACUUGUAUGCUCAAUCAGACCAAAGUUCUGCAUCAGCUACAAGGAGCAGCUCUUCACAACAGCGACCUGCUUCCCGACCAGUGCCGCCUGGAGAUCGCGGGCCUUUGAUUGUGGAUGGGUCUGUGCCUUUGAGCGAACAACGCACCGCCCUUCCGACAGAAACCAUCGAUCAUUAUGCCACGAUGAGCCAUUGUACCUCGAAUUCCGACGACCUCAACACGGAUACUCCUGCUAGCGUCUCCGAUUCGUUUUCUCAGGAUUUCCAGGAUAACAGCUCAGUUGAGAUUGACCAUUCUCCCUUUGCUCGGCAGCCCAUCGAUGCUCACAAAUCUGGAAAUCCAACCGAGCCUUUUGUAAAUGGACACAACGGGAGAUCUAGUCUGCUUUCAAGCCGGUUGCAAAACCUCCAUUUAUCGAAUGCCGAGAAGUUGGCCGAGACUCCAUCGAAAUCAGGACCGGAGAAGCCGAAGACCGUUCAUUCCCAUGGCCCAACAGACAAAGAGCCCUCUCGUCCUAGGCAGUUUACAUCAACGGCAGAGAAAGGUCCGGCGGCCUCGGGAUCGCCGCAGGCAGCAGAAUCGCAUGCCCCUUCAUCGCAUGGCAAACGUCGAACAAACGGUGUUGAUGCUUCUGAAAAGGUCAACGGGACCAAUCACAAGCCAAAGCCAAAGGGCCGACAUGACGCGUCGCACAACUCGUCUACAGGGCCAGGUGAUAACAAGGACCGACACACCAGUCACCCUUCACGAAAAUCAAAUGGCGCUGGCUCCACGAACCAUGACUCUGGUCCCACGCACACAAGCAGUGGCUGGCAGACAACGAAAAAGAAGCAGAAGAAGAAUGCGAAGUCGUCAGCAGAACGACAGGGUGUCCAUGGUGGCGCCGAACCACUUCCUGCGGAUGAAUCCCUGAGAAAGGGCGGCUGA